AUGUCGAAUAAGGAGGGGAGAGGAGAGGAUGAAGGGGAGGGGAGAGGGGAGAAAGGUCAGGAGGAGAGAAUGGAGGAUGCGGUUGAGGGUAGCGAGGAGGACAAGGAGGUGAUGGGUGGGGAAGACAAGGUGGUAGGGAGCGAAGGGGACAAGGAGGCCGAGGGCGGGGAGGACGGGGAGGUAAAGAGCGGGGAGGGCAAGGAGGUUGGGGGAAGGGAGGACAAGGAGGUGAUGGGUGGGGAAGACAAGUUUCGUGUUCACUGUUCUCAUGAUGCGCUCAAAUGA
This is a messenger RNA of Closterium sp. NIES-65, 285 nucleotides long. The record is from the annotation of a GenBank genome assembly. NCBI's taxonomy places the organism in Eukaryota, Viridiplantae, Streptophyta, Zygnematophyceae, Desmidiales, Closteriaceae.